GAAGCUGGACAACCAGAAGCUCACCGGCUCUCUCCACGCUGACCUCAGCAAGCUCUCCACGCUCACCAUGCUCGAUGUGAGCUUCAACUUCCUGCGAGACAACAUCGACACCUGGGCCUCGCCCCUUAAGCUCCUCACCAACCUGCUCUCGCUCCGCCUCAACAACAACUACCUCUACGGCUCCGUGCCCCUCUGGCUCGUCUCCUUCUCCAAGCUCACCAACCU
Messenger RNA from Closterium sp. Naga37s-1, 225 nucleotides. The record is from the annotation of a GenBank genome assembly. NCBI's taxonomy places the organism in Eukaryota, Viridiplantae, Streptophyta, Zygnematophyceae, Desmidiales, Closteriaceae.